CCGACAUAACGGUCGCUCUGGAUGAUAACAACAGAGGCGACCGAACUGGUGAGCUCUGAAUGGUUCGGUCGCACCGAGCCUCUCCCUCAUUGGUGUCGUUUGUUGCUGCAGCACCUGCUGAUGCGGCCACUCGGCAGGCCCUGGCUGACCCUCGCUCCCUGGCUACUCGCGAGGACCUCGCCCGUUGGUUCGAGCAGUGGGCUGCAUGGCGCGUCAGGGAGGGCCAGCUUGAAGACGACCCACAUGGUGGUGGGUAAACACAUACAUAAGACGAGCCGCAUUCAUGAUCAGCCCAUCUGCCGUUUGUUUGUCUGUCUGCUCUCAUGUGCAGUGGAGUCCGAGUAUGUGCAUAUGAUCGGCGAGGGGAGAUAUCCGGGGUUUAGCGAGGUGGAGCGACAGCAGGUGCGUUUAGCAUUGCGUGGCGCCUCGUCGGCUGGCGCAUCUGCUGCUGGUACUAGCGCCGCUGCUUCGUCUUCGUCGAGCCAAGUAUACCACGGUUGUCCGCAAUGGUUCAAUGUAUCUGUCCACUGUGUGAGUGUCUCCAUUCAGCCACCUUACGAGCCCGCUGGGGACCCACCUACCGACGCAGAGCGGGGCCGUGGGGCCUCUCCUGAUGCUGAUGUGGUGGUCGACGUGGCUCCUGAUGCUGAUGCUGAGGUACACAAAAAUGAAAAGAAGAUCUGACGGUCACCAUUGAUGUGCCUGGUGCGUAUGUGUGCAGUCGGAUGAGGCGACUGAAAUCGCUGUAGUGCUAUGGGGCAACAGCCUCUUGAGAGACCCUGGUAGUCGACACAGCCAGCCAGCCAGCCACCGACCGGCCUUCCAUGGCUUCUUUCUUUCUCUCUGUCUGCCUGUGCACACAGAUGAGAGGCGGCGGCGUCAGGGGGCUUCACACACAGCAGCAGACCAAGGCCGCGAGGAGGUACACCAACAGCCAAUAGCGCGGGGGUCCUUGACAUAUGUCCAUCUCCGUGUGUGUCUGUUCAACGACUCUAUUGGUCUGCUCAGAGCGCUCCCUCUGCUGCCCCAGCUGCUGCUGCCGCUGCCGCUGCGGCUGCGACCCACACGAUGGCCAGCAGGCCGCAUGAGCCUGUGCUCGAUGUGGCUGAGGCGAUUGACGAGGCCGCUCUAGUGACGUGGAUGAAGGACCUACUAGACAGCCGGGCUCAGGAGAGGAGAGUCCAUAGGAGAGCCCAUCCCCUUCUGGGUAGGCAGGCAGGCAGACAGGCAGGCAGGCAGGCAAGACAUAGCGGACCAGUGAUCUUGUGAUCUUCUCUUGUCUGCUUCUCUCUGUCACCUGCAUGAACACGCAGAGGCGUUGCGGAGGGUCAGUGAGGGGAGGAUCUCUCCUGCAUGGAGCGCAGUCCUGGACGAGCAAGAGCGACUAGAGGUGCGUAGACCAACUUAACAUGCAACGAGCGGUCAGGUGUUGUUCGCUACUCCACUGUCUGCAGGCGGAGAGAGCAUCGCAGGCCACCACACAGCCAUCCGCCGUGCCAGCAUCUGCCCCUGGCCCAUCCAGCGGACCACCACCCGCCACACACACAUACACGAAGCCCGUAAGCGCAACGCAACCAGUGCAGCUUGACAACGCUACGGGUCCGUCUCCAUGAGUGUGUUUGUAUUUCUGGGUCUAUCUGCGUGCCACCUGUUUGUUCAGGGGGUGAGGACUUCUUCUUCUUCUUCUUCUUCUUCUGCCUCUGGCGGCACUGCUGCUGCUGCUGCUGCCUCGUCGGCGUCAGCUCGAGUACGACACGACAAACACGCACCCCACACAGAUCUCCGCUUGUCCAUUAACUUUGUUGUGCAUUCAGGUUGAGCCACCUUCCGGACGUCCUGCCGCCCAGAUCAAUGCCCUGACGGCUCAGCCAAUGGGGGCGGCUGGUGCGGCUGCAAAUAUGUCAUCUGGCGAGAGGAAUGAGGCGGCUCACGUACUGGGGGCGCCCCAGGUACAUACCGCACUUGACACGCACCAUCAGUAGGUAGCUCUCUCAGCCAGAGAUCUUGCCAUGUGGUGUGUCCAUAUAUGUGUGGUUCGUCAGGUGGGCUCAGCGGUGCCCGGAGACCACCCUGUCGGCCCUCGGCAGGUGUUCGCGUUGACCCCUCCGUCGGGGGUAAGGUGGCAGCGAGAGAGGCAGAUGAAGCAUCGGAGUGCUGCAAACAGUUCCCUUUGCGUGUGUCUCUUUGCGCGUGCCGGCAGAUCUCUCACACGACGCCUCUCCCUGACCUCAGGACACUCACGAUGCAGCCCACUGGUGCAGCGCCCUCAUCCCGUCCCCCCAGCCCUCCCCUCUUCCAGCCCGCCGACCUCUUCGACCUGUCAUUGCGUCAUUGCCCAUCAGCAAGAUGGCCGCCAUGGCCAUGUCGACUGACCCCAACAGAGGAGCCGCUCUCCGCUCGCAGAUCGUCACUCGCACUCGGCAACAGGAGCUGCUGGGCCACACUGCGGAGACCAUUACCAGCACCCUGCUCAACAGCGUCCAGCAGCACAUCGACAAGGCCAUCAGGCGUCUCGGGCUGGCGGACGUGUUGGCCUUCGACAUUGAGGAUGAUCUGGAGGCCGGCUUGAAGGUGGUCUAUGUGCUGGAGCGGGGCACUGGCGAGGAGUGGCGGGCAAUGGGUCGGUUCCUUCGGCUGGCCUUCAUCUACCGGCUCACCCCUGCUGAUGCGACGCGGCCUCUCCGUGUGUCGGCUGACGCGCUGCCCACAGCAGCGGCCUUCCAACAACUACCACUGGCCAUGGCCCUCUACAAGAUCAUCGGCCACCUGCUGACACACAGGGGGACCAGCCUGGCGCUGCAGCACGGCAAUGACGGGAUCUAUUGGAUCAAAAAUGAGUGGUUUCGCGUGCUGCCGUUGGGUGACUUGCCGGGCGGCCAUGGAUAUGCUGAGGGCUACAAGCGCACCGAUCCCGUCAUCCGACGGUUCGAUUCGUUUCUCUACCCCUCAUUCUCGGCAUUCCUGCUGGACCAUCGGCUCGGAUGGUACGUCGUCUGGUGGUUGCCCUAAGAGGGGGUGGUGGGUCACAAGGAGGUGUUGACGGCGGCCAUCACAGAGUUCCGUCGUGACCCACGCUAUCAACGACUGCUAAACGAUGCCAUCACAGAGGAUUUGGGCAUCGCUGUCGACAAUCACAGGCUCUAUCGCAAUCUGAAUGGAGGAUGUACGGACCUUGGGACCGACGAUCGUCAUGUGAUUGUCAGCGGUUUCCGGCCCAACGAUACCGUCGCUGCCCACCUGAUUAUAGGUUACUUCCAUAUCAACCUGCUGACGACCGAGGCACCUGUGGCUGAUCGGUCUCAGCCGCUCGACCGCUACCCACUGAGUCGCUACCCUGUGUCGAUUGGCGCCGCCCGCCGUCUGCUGCGGUGGUUGGAGUUCGAGAGUGUCAUCAUCGACAGGGGGAUUGUGGUGAGGUGA
Messenger RNA from Vitrella brassicaformis, 3420 nucleotides. Lineage: Eukaryota; Vitrellaceae. The record is from the annotation of a GenBank genome assembly.